Geodia barretti is the source of this 480-nucleotide messenger RNA. NCBI's taxonomy places the organism in Eukaryota, Metazoa, Porifera, Demospongiae, Tetractinellida, Geodiidae. The record is from the annotation of a GenBank genome assembly.
UAUAAGUAUGACGUAUGUACCUGCAGGAGAAGGCAUGUGAGCGUGCUGUGGGCAUGCAGUCAUUCAUGGAGUCAGACCAGUGUCUGGAGGAUGUCCCAGGAGCCACCAUCACCCAGGAGAUGUGCCUCCAGACUCACGAGCAGAUAGCCCGACGUGUCAAGACCCUGGCCGACAGUACUGACAUCCACCACGUGUUUAUAGCCAGUGAUGUGGACCCCAGACUCUCCUACAUCAAGAAGAAACUGGGACCUAGUAUGAAUGUGCACUAUCUUAACCCAUCAGAUGCACCCCUUGACCUAGCAGUUAUGGGCAGAGCAGACUACUUCAUUGGCAACUGUGUCUCGUCGUUCACAGCCUUUGUAAAGAGAGAGAGAGACAUCCACCAUCGUCCGACAGAGUUCUUUGGAUUUGAAGACGCAGUCCUUCCUAAGAAGAACCGGGAAAGAACCGAGCUAUAGAGCUAUAUAGGGUUCAGUCUUU